GGUCUCAGUUAUCUGUGAAAUUCCUUUCCUUCACACCUAUGCUUGAUUUUUCCCCUAUCGGGACAGAAAGACUUAGGGCGUGCAAUAAAAGACCAUUUCGUCUGCUUUGUCUGUCUGGCUUAAAUGUAAAUAAUGGCGGAAGCAGAUAUUGCUAGACGAAGAGAGAUUAGGAGACGUAAAAUACUUGAAAGCUCUGAAGCAAGGUUGCAGAGGAUAACAGGAGCGACUAAAAGUAGAUCUGAAGAAAAAAAAAAUGAAUAUUCUGUAAAAAAAACUGCAGUGAAAGAAAGUGUUGAAUGCAGCUCUGCUCAGUACCAAGAUAACGAGUAUCAAGAUAAUGAGUUUAUUGAAAAUAAUCUUCAAUUUAGCAAAUGUAGUUCUACAUCAGUUGAGAAACAGAAUAAUAAAGAACCUCAUUCUGGCAUACCUCGACACAGACCCUUAGGAUUAAGUAAUUCACAAGAAAGACAUUCAACAAAUGGAGCUUUGCAACGUCCUAAUGUGUCCGAUUACUAUACAUUUCCAAAAAAAGUGUCAGAUGCAGAAACGCGCUCUUUUGGCCGAACUCGAUGUGACACUCGCCGUAACAGUACUUGCACUCAAAUGGUAAUGGAAACACUGCAGUUCUCUUUCUCGCUGAGCCUUUUAAGACCGUGGUUAGUUAUUAUUUUAGGAUUUGUUGUGAAAGCAUACUUUCUAAUGGUAAAAGAUGCCUCAUUUUUUGAGAGUAUAUUUUUACCAUAUCUAAUAUUAGAAUUGGGAUUUUGUUUGUGGACAAAAUUUGAAUCACAGGUCUGUUCAAGGUCUGUUGUAUCGUCUCUCAUUCCUGGGUUCCUGUUUAUUUGCGGACUACAUACAUCAGCAAUAACAGCAUUUAGUUCUGUGUUGAAUAUUUUGCAGUGUGUUGUACAGGAUCUUGCUGUAUACAUAUUUUCAUUCAUUUUUUUGCAUUUUGUUUGUGAAAUAUGUAAAUAAAAAUAUUUGAUUCUUUUUUCCCAC
Molecule: messenger RNA, 999 nt
Organism: Stegodyphus dumicola
Lineage: Eukaryota; Metazoa; Arthropoda; Arachnida; Araneae; Eresidae
Biological process (GO): tail-anchored membrane protein insertion into ER membrane
Cellular component (GO): GET complex
Source: RefSeq, a predicted model, not a curated record